ACGCUCCUGUGCCAGGAAAGCUAUGUUUGCAGUGGGACAGAUGAAGCAAUCUUUGAGUGUGACGAGUGCAGGAGCCUACAGUGCCAGCGUUGUGAAGAAGAGCUGCAUCAGCCAGAAAGGUUACGGAACCAUGAACGGACCCGUAUAAGACCUGGCCAUGUCCCAUACUGUGACUCCUGCAAAGGUGCCAAUGGGAACAUAAUGCAUGCCAGUAUGACAGGCUCAAGGCAGAUAGCAGCAGUGAGGUGCCAGGUGUGCAAAAUCAACCUCUGCGUGGAGUGUCAGAAGAGAACACAUGCUGGGGGGAACAAAAGGAAGCACCCUGUCACUGCGUACCAUGCUGGCAAAGCCCAAGAGCAGGAAGAGGAGGAGGGGAUGGAUGAGGAGACCAAGAGAAGGAAGAUGACAGAGAAAGUUGUGAGUUUCCUCUUGGUGGAUGAAACCGAAGAGAUUCAGGUAAAGAACGAAGAAGAAUUUAUUAAGAAACUGGACUGCAGUCCUGACCAGCAUCUAAAGGUAGUGUCCAUCUUUGGGAACACAGGGGAUGGCAAGUCUCACACCCUUAACCACACUUUCUUCUAUGGCCGGGAAGUCUUCAAGACGUCUCCAGCCCAAGAGUCUUGCACAGUUGGAGUCUGGGCAGCGUAUGACCCUGUCCGCAAAGUGGUGGUGAUUGAUACAGAGGGUCUCCUGGGGGCCACUGUGAACCUGAGCCAGAGAACACGGCUGCUGCUGAAGGUCCUGGCCAUCUCUGACCUUGUCAUCUACCGUACUCGUGCUGACAGACUCCACAAUGAUCUCUUCAAAUUCCUUGGUGAUGCCUCGGAGGCUUAUUUAAAACAUUUCACCAAGGAGCUAAAAGCUACCACAGCCCGCUGUGGCCUAGAUGUUCCUCUGUCAACUUUGGGUCCAGGUGUCAUCAUCUUUCACGAGACUGUGUACACCAAGCUCCUGGGCUCUGAUCAUCCUUCUGAGGUUCCUGAGAAGCUCAUCCAGGAUCGGUUUCGGAAGCUGAGCUGUUUUCCUGAGGCUUUCAGCUCAAUUCACUAUAAGGGAACAAGGACAUACAAUCCUCCAACAGAUUUCUCUGGACUUAGGCGAGCUGUGGAGCAGCAGCUGGAGAACAAUACUACUCGGUCACCUAGACAGCCUGGGGUUAUCUACAAAGCACUAAAAGCUCUAAGUGACCGGUUCAGUGGGGAGAUCCCUGAUGACCAGAUGGCUCACAGCUCUUUCUUUCCAGAUGAAUAUUUCACAUGCUCCUCUGUGUGCCUCAGUUGUGGGUGUGGCUGUAAGAAGAGCAUGAACCAUGCAAAAGAAGGAAUCCCUCAUGAAUCCAAAAGUCGAUGCAGGUAUUCUCACCAGUAUGAUAACAGAGUCUACACUUGCAAGGCCUGCUAUGAGCGAGGGAUGGAGGUCAGCGUGGUGCCAAAAACCUCUGCUUCCACUGACUCACCUUGGCUGGGCCUUGCCAAGUAUGCCUGGUCAGGAUACGUGAUCGAGUGCCCCAACUGUGGGGUGGUGUACCGCAGCCGACAGUACUGGUUUGGCAACCAGGAUCCUGUCAACACUGUAGUGAGGACAGAAAUUGAACAUGUCUGGCCAGGGACUGAUGGAUUUCUGAAAGACAACAACAAUGCAGCCCAGCGUUUGUUGGAUGGCAUGAAUUUCAUGGCUCAAUCAGUAUCUGAACUUAGCCUGGGACCCACAAAAGCUGUGACCUCCUGGUUGACAGACCAGAUUGCCCCAGCUUACUGGAGACCCAACUCUCAGAUCCUGAGUUGUAAUAAGUGCAACACACCUUUUAAAGACAAUGACACCAAGCACCACUGCCGGGCGUGUGGAGAGGGUUUCUGCGACGGCUGCUCUUCCAAGACCCGCCCAGUGCCUGAGCGAGGCUGGGGACCAGCACCAGUGCGCGUGUGUGACAACUGCUAUGAAAACAGGGGCAUCCAGUUAGAUGUGGCUGAGCUGCCUUCAGAUGAGGAAGGAGGGACACUUAUUGCCAGGAAGGUGGGAGAGGCUGUGCAAAAUACACUUGGAGCAGUGGUGACAGCCAUGGACAUUCCCUUAGGUCUGGUAAAAGAUGCUGCCCGCCCUGCAUACUGGGUACCAGACCAUGAAAUCCUGCACUGCCACAAUUGCCGGAAGGAAUUCAGUAUCAAACUCUCCAAACACCACUGUCGGGCCUGUGGCCAGGGAUUCUGUGACGACCGCAGAGGGGUUCCCUCCCGCGGAUGGGAUCACCCAGUCCGAGUUUGCUUUAACUGCAAUAAAAAGCCUGGUGACCUUUAACCCCAGGCUCUUCUCCAGAUCUUUGCAAUUCCUUAUGUUCUCAGGGUUACAAAUGAAGAUAUCUGGUCUCCCUUAAACCUUUUAACCUGUUGCAGCCAGAGUGCAUGUUUCCAGUUUCUGGCCUCCUCUCGUGUUAUAUCCAUCUUGGAACGCUGGGAAUGAGCUUACAUUCAGCCUCUAGGUUUUAAUUUCAAAUUAACUGGGAAAGGGAGGGAGCUCCCUUGUAAAUGAGAAAACCAAAUCCAGUGUAUUUUAUUCCAAUAAAAA
Molecule: messenger RNA, 2562 nt
Organism: Acanthisitta chloris (rifleman)
Lineage: Eukaryota; Metazoa; Chordata; Aves; Passeriformes; Acanthisittidae
Gene: ZFYVE1
Product: zinc finger, FYVE domain containing 1
Exons: 11
Molecular function (GO): metal ion binding
Source: RefSeq, a predicted model, not a curated record